Trichoderma atroviride IMI 206040 is the source of this 1314-nucleotide messenger RNA. RefSeq lists its product as uncharacterized. Gene Ontology annotation, molecular function: RNA polymerase II cis-regulatory region sequence-specific DNA binding; DNA-binding transcription factor activity, RNA polymerase II-specific; zinc ion binding. Gene Ontology annotation, biological process: regulation of transcription by RNA polymerase II; DNA-templated transcription. Lineage: Eukaryota; Fungi; Ascomycota; Sordariomycetes; Hypocreales; Hypocreaceae. Gene Ontology annotation, cellular component: chromatin. The record is from RefSeq and is a predicted model, not a curated record.
GUGGAUGAUACAAUAGAUCCGAGGCUUUUACUAUUAGGGCUGAUAGAGUCGAUUCCUGAUGAAACAAGGGCAUAUGGCGACAACUGCAGCGGUAGUCCACCAAGCACACUCUUCCUUUCGCAAGCUUUGGAAGAAACUUCAGGUCAUGGUCUUACUGAACAGAUGUCACAACUAGCCGCCGAAUUGCGACAAUUUACUGUCUGCAAACCACACCUCCAUCACAUUCUUGAAAUUGCUUCGCUUGAUGAAUUCUUGACCAGCACCAAUUGCUUAGCACUUAUAGCUGCGUACUCACGAAGGCAGUACUAUCACCAGUGGCCCAUCAUCCAUUGGCCGACAUUCAACCCAGAGCAAGCAGCCUUGCCUUUACUAUUAGCCAUAAUGCUGACUGGGGAUACAUAUUCCUGUCGCCGAAAUGGAACCUCUGGCUAUGUCUCUCCCACGAGUGCGAUGCAGAAAAUAGCAGACAAGUAUAUCUUCAGUCACAUAAAGAAGUGCACUAGUUUGGGAGGCCCUGCAACCAAUCCCCACGAGGUCCUUGAGCUCUGCCAAGCUGCAUUUCUUAUGAACUGCCUCCAUAUCAAUAUGAACGAUAUGAAUCUGCGCCAACGAGUCAUUACAAAUCGACACCCAUUGCUGAUCAACGCUCUGAGACGACGUGGCUUGACAGGGACCAUACAUGAACUUGCAGGGCCCGGCUUGGAAUGGCAUGCAUUCAUAUACCGCGAGACGUGUAUUAGACUGGUGACAUGGACCUUUCUUAUUGAUUCAUUAUUGACAGUAUAUUUCAAUCAUCCUCCUCUUAUGUCGCUUGCGGAGAUGUCAAACCCUCUUCCGUGUAAUGAUGAUAUUUGGGAUGCAGGCUCUAUGUCAAGCUUCAAGGAGCUAAUGAGAUAUGGACAUUCAUCAUCACGUAUGCUUUGUCUCAAAGUCCUUGUAGCAAAUCUAUUGAGCAAAGACUGGACAAACGCACUUAAAGAAGCGUAUGAUGAGCUUAGUACUCAGCACCUCUAUAUUAUUCUUAUGGCCUUGCAACCAAUUGUCUUCAACUAUCAUGCUUCCCUAUUAUGCACAGUGGAUAUAUCUAUUGUAUCAGCUGCGCUGGAUAGAUGGGAGCCCAUUUGGGACCGGGCCAUAGACCGUGUUCCGAGUAAUCAGCAACAGUGGCUAGGCAUUGUCAGGUAUAGUCGGGAGAUAGCCUGGUUAACAAGGAAAAUUAUAGAGAUUAGCAUCACUAAAGAGAGUGGGCACUCAGACUACUUGCAGCAGAUUGCAAUUUAUAGCCCUGUAUCAAUUCAUCAGUUCAUUCAACGU